CUCCUGGUUUUUUAACUUGUCUUCAUAUUUUAUCGAAGUUGAUUUGUGAUAAAGCAUGAUACAUGUUUCCUGGAGUCAUUUGUGAGUGUUUCUUUGUUUCACCUAUCGCCGUUUGAACGGUAUGAUUUGAACGACUUGAAUUGAUUAUUUUGACCUGAUUUUACUAAAAAGAUCAUUAAUUAUCGCUGGAAAUGGUACACCCAUAAGUUAAGCUGUCAAGACCAUGAUUGUCUUUCUAUCAGUAGGUGCAUAAAAACAUAGCCUCUCCAGGAACAAAUUGGGGCCUGUUUUUGUUAAGAAUUUGCAUGAGCUCCUUGAAGGAUGAAAACAAUGCUGCCAGGUUCUGAAUGGGUAAAUUUUCAGUUUAAAUUCAGCUCUGCUUGUCUUCUAUAUGGUUCAGCAUUUGACGUUAAAUCGCUGGCAUGUUUUGUACAUCUGGUUUCUCUUCCAACUGAGGGGCUACAAUACUUCUUAACUUGCAGACAUUCGUGUAGUACAUUAGAUUGAACUCCUAGGGCCGCUGUUGGCCAGCCUGUGAUAUCUGUGGGGCAGGUUUGAGCUGAUCCUCCCCCAUCGUCUUUCUUUUCUUAUACCAGAGGGAUACAGACACGCAGAAUAUUACAGAGAGCAGCCAUUACCAACACGGACAUCUACAGUAAACUGGUUAUCACUCAUUCUUCUUUUUGUCGUGUAUGUUGAGGAAAUACAAAGGAUUUUCUUCUGCUUACAUUGGGACAGCAGUGGGAUUCGUGCUUGAUGGAAAUGCCUGACAGAACAAUGAGGUGGCAAGUGCUGUUGUUUAUCUCCAUAAUUUCUCUGACUUCGGUGCUCGGGCAGGUCAGUUAUUCCAUACCCGAGGAAAUGGCUAAAGGCUCAUUAAUCGGUAACAUCGCUCAGGAUUUAGGUUUGGACAGAAAAAGACUUACCUCGGGCAACGCUCGGAUUUUUACAGGAGACAGCGCAGAGUACAUCGAGCUGAACAGAGAGCGAGGGGUCCUUCUUAUCAAAGAGAAAAUAGACAGAGAAGCACUCUGUGCACAGACGACGCCCUGCGCGUUGCAUUUCCAAGUUAUUUUAGAAAAUCCCAUGGAGUUCUACACUGUUGUUGUCGAAAUAAGAGACAUAAAUGACAACACACCGAUGUUUGAAAAAUCUGAUAUGAAAUUUAAAAUAAGUGAGUCUGCCGUAAUUGGAGCCAAAUUCUUGUUAGAGAGGGCAAUAGAUCCCGAUGUUGGCUUAAAUAGUCUACAGAGUUACUUUCUGACAAAAACCGACAAUUUUGCACUAAAAUUGAAAGAUCAGCCUGAUGGAGAAAAGAUAGUUGAAAUGGUUUUACAAAAAUCACUUGAUAGAGAAAAACAAGAGGAGAUAUUUUUAGUGUUGACUGCUGUGGAUGGAGGGGAACCAAACCUGUCUGGUACAGCACAGAUACAUGUCACAGUUUUGGACGCUAAUGACAAUGCACCAGUUUUUACUAAGACGAUAUAUAAAGCUGCAAUACCUGAAAACUCACCUAAAGGGACCGUAAUAACCAGAGUCAGUGCUUCAGAUGCGGAUAAAGGAUCAUAUUCAAAGAUAACUUAUUCGAUAUCUAACGCUGCAGCAGAUGUUAGGGACAUGUUUGAGAUUAAUGAAAUAAAUGGGGAUUUGAUCUCGAAAAGUGCUGUAGAUUAUGAAAGGGCACGAUACUAUCAAAUACACGUGCAAGCCAGUGAUGAAGGAGGGCUUACAGAUUCAUGUAAGGUAACUGUAGAAGUGAUAGAUGUUAAUGAUAACAAGCCAGUUAUAAAUAUAAUGUCGCAAACUAAUGUAAUUCUCGAGGACUCUAAACCAGCAACAGUCGUGACUAUGGUCAAUGUUCAGGACUUAGACUCGGGAGAUAAUGGCAAAGUUCAUUGUACAAUCAAUGAAAACAUUCCUUUUACAUUAAAGCCGACAUCGAGUAAUUUCUUUAACCUUGUAACAGACAGUGAUUUAGACAGAGAGGUGGCUUCUGAGUAUAACAUCACAGUGACAUGCUCUGAUGAGGGAGUGCCCUCUCUCUCCAGCAGCGUCACUCUCACCUUACAGAUCUCUGAUGUGAAUGACAACGCACCUGUCUUUGAGAGGAGCUCAUAUGAGGCCUACAUUGUAGAAAACAACACACCAGGCAUCUCUGUCUUCACAGUGAAAGCCAGAGACGCUGACUGGAACCAGAAUGCCCGUGUUUCUUACAUCCUGGAGGACUCCUCUGUUAACGGAGUGGCAGUCUCCUCAUAUGUUUCAGUCAGUGCUGAUAGUGGAGUCAUCCAUGCAGUUCGCUCUUUUGACUACGAGCAGAUCAAAGACUUCCAGUUCCGUGUCAGAGCGCAGGAUGGAGGCUCCCCUCCACUCAGCAGCAACGUGACAGUGAAAAUAGUGAUCCAGGACCAGAACGACAACCCCCCUCAGGUUCUGUACCCAGUCCAGACUGGUGGAUCAGUGGUGGCUGAGAUGGUGCCUCGUGCAGCAGAUGUGGGCUAUCUGGUGACUAAAGUGGUGGCUGUUGAUGUGGACUCUGGACAGAAUGCCUGGCUCUCGUAUAAACUGCAGAAAGCCACAGACAGGGCGCUGUUUGAAGUGGGCUUACAGAAUGGAGAAAUCAGAACUAUCCGCCAAGUGAACGAUAAAGAUGCUGUGAAACAAAGACUGACUGUUAUAGUGGAGGACAACGGGCAGCCGUCUCGUUCAGCUGCAGUCAUUGUUAACGUGGCGGUGGCGGACAGCUUCCCUGAAGUGCUGUCUGAGUUCACUGACUUUACACACGACAAGGAGUACAAUGACAACCUGACUUUUUACUUAGUGCUGGCUUUGGCUGUAGUGUCCUUCCUCUUCAUCACGUGUGUAGUGGUUAUUAUAUCAGUGAAAAUCUACAGAUGGAGACAGUCUCGCACCCUGUUUCACUCCAACCUCCCUGUGAUUCCAUAUUAUCCACCACGUUACUCAGACACUUUGGGCACAGGGACUCUCCAGCACGUGUACAAUUACGAGGUGUGCAGGACGACUGACUCCAGAAAGAGUGACUGUAAGUUCGGCAGAGCUGGUAGUCAGAACGUGUUGAUAAUGGACCCCAGUUCUACAGGGACCAUGCAGCGGAUACAGAGUGAGAAGAGCAUCCUGGAUGAACCAGACUCUCCUCUAGAGGUCAGUUAAUCAAUGUAGUCUUUCUCCGUGUUUUAUCUUUCGGACCGUAAUUUCAUUGACAGCUACCGUCUGGCGUUGUAGUUUAAUUUUCAGUACCAUGGAUAGCGUCUGACUAGGAUCUCAAAGUACUCUCCCUCUCUUCCCCUCUGUCCUAAUUGCGUGUGUGUGUGUGUGUGUGUGUGUGUGUGUGUGUGUGUGUGUGUGUGUGUGUUAUUGGUUUCUGUACAACAAUGUAGAUAUUUAGACAUAUAUGCUUUUUAAACUGCUGUUGCGCACGAAAAUGCAGAGGGAUUCUGGGAUUAUAUAU
Molecule: messenger RNA, 3469 nt
Organism: Labrus mixtus (cuckoo wrasse)
Lineage: Eukaryota; Metazoa; Chordata; Actinopteri; Labriformes; Labridae
Product: putative protocadherin beta-18
Exons: 1
Coding region: 757-3171 (804 amino acids)
Biological process (GO): homophilic cell-cell adhesion
Cellular component (GO): plasma membrane
Molecular function (GO): calcium ion binding
Source: RefSeq, a predicted model, not a curated record